Molecule: messenger RNA, 2188 nt
Organism: Lolium rigidum
Lineage: Eukaryota; Viridiplantae; Streptophyta; Magnoliopsida; Poales; Poaceae
Product: acetolactate synthase 1, chloroplastic
Exons: 1
Coding region: 11-1939 (642 amino acids)
Biological process (GO): L-valine biosynthetic process
Cellular component (GO): acetolactate synthase complex
Molecular function (GO): flavin adenine dinucleotide binding; magnesium ion binding; thiamine pyrophosphate binding
Source: RefSeq, a predicted model, not a curated record
CGCCGCCGCCAUGGCCACUGCCACUUCCACAGCCGUCGCCUUCUCGGGUGCCACCGCCGCCUUGCCCAAACCACGCACUCUCCCGCGUCACCUACUGCCCUCCUCACGCCGCGCCCUCGCCGCCCCCAUCAGGUGCUCCGCGGUGUCCCCUUCGCCUUCGCCCUCGCCCGCCCCUCCCGCCACCGCGCUCCGUCCAUGGGGCCCGUCCGAGCCCCGCAAGGGCGCCGACAUCCUCGUCGAGGCCCUCGAGCGCUGCGGCAUCAGCGACGUCUUCGCCUACCCGGGCGGCGCCUCAAUGGAGAUCCACCAGGCGCUCACGCGCUCGCCGCUCAUCACCAACCACCUCUUCCGCCACGAGCAGGGGGAGGCCUUCGCGGCGUCCGGGUACGCCCGCGCGUCCGGCCGCGUCGGGGUCUGCGUCGCCACCUCCGGCCCGGGGGCCACCAACCUCGUCUCCGCGCUCGCCGACGCCCUCCUCGACUCCAUCCCCAUGGUGGCCAUCACGGGGCAGGUCCCGCGCCGCAUGAUCGGCACGGACGCCUUCCAGGAGACGCCCAUCGUCGAGGUCACCCGCUCCAUCACCAAGCACAACUACCUCGUCCUCGACGUCGAGGACAUCCCCCGCGUCAUCCAGGAGGCCUUCUUCCUCGCCUCCUCUGGCCGCCCGGGCCCGGUGCUCGUCGACAUCCCCAAGGACAUCCAGCAGCAGAUGGCUGUGCCUGUCUGGGACGCGCCCAUGAGUCUGCCAGGCUACAUUGCCCGCCUGCCUAAGCCGCCGGCUACUGAAUUGCUUGAGCAGGUCCUGCGUCUGGUUGGCGAGGCGAGACGCCCGAUUCUCUAUGUUGGCGGUGGCUGCUCUGCGUCCGGAGAGGAGCUGCGCCGCUUUGUUGAGCUCACCGGGAUCCCAGUUACAACUACCCUCAUGGGUCUUGGCAACUUCCCCAGCGACGACCCGCUGUCUCUGCGUAUGCUUGGGAUGCAUGGCACUGUGUACGCAAACUACGCCGUAGAUAAGGCUGACCUGUUGCUUGCGUUUGGUGUGAGGUUUGAUGAUCGCGUGACUGGGAAAAUCGAGGCUUUUGCAAGCAGGUCCAAGAUUGUGCACAUUGACAUUGAUCCAGCUGAGAUUGGCAAGAACAAGCAGCCGCAUGUCUCCAUUUGUGCAGAUGUCAAGCUCGCUUUGCAGGGCAUGAAUGCUCUGCUAACUGGGAGCAAAGCACACAAGAGUUUCGAUUUUGGUUCCUGGCAUGAGGAGUUGGAGCAGCAGAAAAGGGAGUUUCCUCUGGGAUACAAAACUUUCGGGGAGGCCAUCCCACCGCAAUAUGCUAUCCAGGUGCUGGAUGAGCUCACCAAAGGCGAGGCCAUCAUUGCCACUGGUGUUGGGCAGCACCAGAUGUGGGCGGCUCAGUAUUACACUUACAAGCGCCCACGGCAGUGGCUGUCUUCGGCCGGUCUGGGGGCAAUGGGGUUUGGGUUGCCAGCUGCAGCUGGCGCCGCUGUGGCUAACCCAGGGGUCACAGUUGUUGACAUUGAUGGGGAUGGUAGCUUCCUCAUGAACAUUCAGGAGUUGGCGCUGAUUCGUAUUGAGAACCUCCCAGUUAAGGUGAUGAUAUUGAACAACCAGCAUCUUGGAAUGGUGGUGCAGUGGGAGGACAGGUUUUACAAGGCCAAUCGGGCGCAUACAUACCUUGGGAACCCAGAAAAUGAGAGUGAGAUAUAUCCAGAUUUUGUGACCAUUGCUAAAGGGUUCAAUGUUCCUGCAGUUCGGGUGACAAAGAGGAGUGAAGUCCGUGCAGCCAUCAAGAAGAUGCUUGAGACUCCUGGGCCAUACUUGUUGGAUAUCAUCGUCCCUCACCAGGAGCAUGUGCUGCCUAUGAUCCCUAGCGGUGGUGCUUUUAAGGACAUUAUCAUGGAAGGUGAUGGCAGGAUUGCGUAUUAAUCGGAACUUCUGCAAGAGCUCGACCUACAAGACCUACAAGUGCAAUAUGCCUGAUCAGCAUGAUGCUGGUGUAUGUUAUAUCCAUGUGUUCGCUAAUUUGCUUGUUUGAUGAGCUUGGUUUGGUAGUCUUACCUAGCUCUGAACCUUCUAGGUUUUCUAGUCUGUUCUUUUCCGUAGGCAUAUGCUGUCAUAAGAGAUCAUGCAAGUUUCUUGUCCUACAUAUCAAUAAUAAGUACUUUCAUGGAAUAA